This is a messenger RNA of Frankliniella occidentalis (western flower thrips), 1233 nucleotides long. Its product is annotated as collagen alpha-3(IV) chain-like. Bases 1 to 1233 code for a protein of 410 amino acids. The transcript has 4 exons. The record is from RefSeq and is a predicted model, not a curated record. NCBI's taxonomy places the organism in Eukaryota, Metazoa, Arthropoda, Insecta, Thysanoptera, Thripidae.
AUGCAAUUAAGACGUCUCCGACGAUCUGACUUCACCCAGCAGAAGAAGCGUCCUGCAGAGGACCUCGAUGACGGGUAUGGCGACGCCUCCCCGGCCAAGUCCGCGAGGAACGGACCGGGACCGGGCUCCAACCCUCCGCCCUCGCAGCAGCAACAGCAGCAGCAACAACAAGAGUCCCUCACCAAGUUCUCGGUGGAGAUCGUCCAGCAGCUCGAGUUCUCCACGGCGUCCGCGCAGCCUCAGCAGAUCUCCACGAACGUGACGGUGAAGACGCUCACCAACACCUCGUGCGCCGCCGCCCUGGAGAAGGACGCGCAGGCCAACGGCGUCACGGCCUUCCCGACGCUCGGCGACCUCAUGGGGGACGACACUGGCGACGAGAUCAUCACGUCCGACGCCUUCAAGGACCUCAUCUCGGAGAUCGGCGACUCCCACUUCGACUUUAUGAGGGACUUCGACCUGGACGACAACAAGCACGGCAUCCUGCCCAAGCUGGAGGACAACACCCCGCCGCAGCAGCAGCAACAGCCACAACAGCCGGAUAAUAAGAUGCUACCAGGCACCCAGGGGCACGGCCAGCCGCACCCCCAGGGCCGCGGGGGGUUGUUCCCCGGGCUGAACGACCUCAGCCCCGCGGCGCAGACCCUCAAGCAGAUGGCCGAGCAGCACCAGCACAAGUACCAGGCGCCGGGCCCCGGACCCGUCGGCGGCUACGGCGUCCCUCCGGGCGUCCCUCCGGGGGUGGGUCCCGCCGGGAUGGGCGCCAUGGGUACCAUGGGCCCCAUGCCGGGAAUGCGCCAGCACCCGUCCCAGUACGCCGAGUACCCCUUCCAGGGUGGGCCGGGCCCGUUCCAAGGUCCUGGAGGACCCCAACAGGGCGGUCCUGUGGGCCAGCAGGGUUACCCCGGGCCGCAGAAGGUGUUCCGGCCGCAGUGGCGCGGCCAGGGCGUCCCCCGACCAGGCCCGGGACAAGGGCCUCAAGGCCAGGGGCCGCCGGGAGGACCUGGUGGCCCCGGUGGUCCUGGAGGUCCUGGAGGUCCUGGAGGCCCGGGCGGACCAGGGGAGCCGCAGUUCGGGCCGAGGCCGGGGCAGCCGGGGCCGCAGGGCCCAGGCCUGCAGAUCUCCGCAGCGCAGCAGAUGCAGAUGCAGGUGCAGCAGAACGCGCUCAUCCAGGUGAGAGCAACACUAGAGGACCGAUUGCAUCAGAGCACACACCUCCGUGUUGCGGGUUAG